This is a messenger RNA of Magnolia sinica, 4961 nucleotides long. Its product is annotated as ABC transporter C family member 3-like. Gene Ontology annotation, cellular component: plant-type vacuole; vacuolar membrane. Gene Ontology annotation, molecular function: ATP hydrolysis activity; ATP binding; ABC-type transporter activity. NCBI's taxonomy places the organism in Eukaryota, Viridiplantae, Streptophyta, Magnoliopsida, Magnoliales, Magnoliaceae. The transcript has 11 exons. Gene Ontology annotation, biological process: transmembrane transport. The record is from RefSeq and is a predicted model, not a curated record. The coding region runs from base 194 to 4705 and encodes 1503 amino acids.
AAUGGGCCUUUGAGGCCCUGUAGCCAUUCAACUACUUGCACUCCUACUUUCUACCACUUGCAUGCAGGUGUGGCCCACCUUAUGAGCGAACAUGGACUUUUGAAGCAGUUUGCUUUUAGGGUCAGUAGAUUCUCUCCUUCACAUUCAAAAUCAAAGGUACUACUCCAAGAGAAGGAAAUCAGAACUUGCAGCAAUGGAUGUCUUGUAUGGAGCAAGGAAUGGUAUGUCCAUGUUCUUAUUACAACCAUAUGUACCCAUGCAUACAAGCAGUUCUUUUCUUCUACAACCCAAUUUCCUACAUGGGUUUUCAUUCUCUUCCCAUCUUGUUUUCGUGCUUGUAUUGUCCAUUACAUGGGCCAUCAAAAGAAGUAAGAUGGAUGGCCAUCAACAUUCAAAAGAGAGGCUGAAAAACAGUAACUUUUUGUAUUACAAGCCAACCCUUUUCUCUUCUUUAUGCCUCUCUUUGUUUUAUCUCAUUCUAUGCAUUUUCAACUGCUCUGUUUGGAAUGGACAUUGUUGGUCUCAUGAGAAGCUUCCCACACAAUUGGAUUUAGUCCUUAGAACUUUUGUUUGGUUCGUGAUCUCCAUGUAUUUGCAUGUCGAGUUCUAUCGCUCAAAAGAGAAGAAAUUCCCUAUGUUUCUAAGGGUUUGGUGGAAUUUAUACUUCUUCAUGUGCUGUUCUUUCAUUAUUAUAGACCUUGUUUUCUGUAGAAAACUUAGAAUUCUACCGACCCAUUUGUGGGUUUUGGAUUUCGGGUCAGUUCUUAUCGGUUCAUUCCUUUGUUACGCCGGAUUCUUUGGAAAGAGGGAUGAAGAAGAGACCCCUCUUCUCGAAGAGCCUCUUUUGAAUGGGGGAGCUUGCAAGAAGAGUGCCGAGGACGAUGCAAGUCCUUAUUCAAAUGCCAGCUUUCUUAGCAUCCUUACAUUCUCUUGGGCGGGCCAUAUAAUUUCUGCCGGUAACAAGAAAACAUUGGAUCUUGGUGAUGUCCCCCUGCUUGCAGAUGACGAUCGUGUUAAUGGGGUCUUCUCUGUUUUUAGAGAUAAGCUUGAAUGGGAUAGUAGAAAUUGUCAUUCUGAUGGAAUUGGAACACUUAAAUUGUCGAAAGCUUUGUUCUUAUCUGUAUGGAAAGAAGUACUGUGGUCGUGUUUCUUCUCUCUUCUAUACACAUUCACUUCUUAUGUUGGUCCCUACCUGAUUGACGCCUUCGUUCAACACCUAGACGGCUAUCAAGAGUUCCAGCACGAAGGGUAUGUGUUGGUUUCGGCAUUUAUUGCUGCGAAACUUGUUGAGUGCCUUGCACAAAGGCAUUGGUUUUUCAGAAUACAACGGGCCGGGAUGCGGGGCCGAGCAGCACUGGUCGCGAUGAUAUUCCACAAAGGUCUGUUACUGUCGAGCCAGUCAAGGCAAGGCAAUAGCUGUGGGGAGAUCAUCAAUUUAAUAAGUGUCGAUGCAGAAAUGGUCGGGGAAUUCAGUUGGUAUAUGAUCGAUCUCUGGCUGGUCCCAACACAAGUUGGGCUGGCCUUGUUGAUCUUGUACAAGAAUCUGGGCCCCACUUCACUUGUUGCUUUGGUGGCAUCCAUAGCAGUUAUGCUGGCGAACAUUCCUUUUGGUAAGUUGGAGGAGCGGUUCCAAACCAAGAUGAUGGAGGCAAAGGACAUGCGGAUGAAAUCAAUGUCUGAGAUCAUGCGGAACAUGAGAACACUCAAGCUUCAAGGUUGGGAAAUGAGAUUCUUGUCCAGAAUACUAGAGCUCAGGAAGGUCGAAACUGCUUGGUUGAAGAAAAAAGCAUUCGCUUCAGCUGUAGCAACAUUUCUUUACUAUGGUGCACCUACAUUCAUGUCAGUGGCUGCAUUCGGCGCCUGUCUGUCUUUGGGUGUCCCACUAACACCCGGAAGGAUUCUGUCUGCGGUCGCAGCAUUUCGGAUCUUACAAGAGCCUAUCUAUAAUCUUCCUGACACAAUUUCGGUGCUUGCUCAAACCAAGGUUUCCCUUGACAGAAUUGCAUCCUUCCUUCGCCUCAACGAGCUUCCACCUGUUGCAGUUGAGAAGCUUCCAGAAGCUUCAGAGGUCGCAAUCAAAAUAAACAAUGGGUGUUUUUCUUGGGAUCUGUCUACAGAGAAUCCUACACUGAAAGAUUUGAAUUUUCAAGUGUUGCAUGGCAUGCGGGUGGCUGUUUGUGGAGCAGUUGGUUCAGGGAAGUCAAGCUUGCUCUCUUGCAUCUUGGGUGAAGUCCCAAAGAUAUCCGGGACUAUUGAGAUGAUGGAGAAAAGGGCCUAUGUUGCUCAGUCUCCUUGGAUACAGAGCGGCACGGUACAGGACAAUGUCCUGUUUGGUAAGGAAAUGGAUAGAGAGAGGUACGAGCGUGUCCUUGGAGCAUGUUUGCUGAAGAAAGACUUGGAGAUUCUACCGUUCCGGGAUCAGACGAUUAUAGGUGAGAGAGGGAUCAACUUGAGCGGUGGACAGAAACAAAGAAUACAGAUCGCACGUGCUUUGUACCAGGAUGCUGACAUUUAUCUGUUCGACGAUCCUUUUAGCGCUGUGGAUGCUCACACAGGAACCCACCUUUUCAAGGAGUGUCUACUGGGCCUUUUGCGUUCAAAAACGGUGAUUUUUGUAACCCAUCAAGUAGAGUUUCUACCAUAUGCGGAUCUUAUCCUGGUUAUGAGAGAUGGAAUGAUCACACAAGCAGGCAAGUACAACGACAAUCUUAAUUCAGGAACGGAUUUUAUGGAACUGGUUGGUGCACAUAAGAAAGCUUUGUCAACCCUUGAUUCUAUGGAGACGUCCUGCAACACCCAGCAACUUACUGCUGAAAGUUCGAGUUCUCACAUGAAAGAUGGUUUAUGUAAUAUAGAAAGUAGAAUACAGGAAUUGAGCAAAGAAGAGGAGAGAGAUCAACUGAAUGGAAAGACCGAUGAAAUAACUGGACAGAACGGACAGCUCAUCCAAGAGGAAGAAAGGGAGAAAGGAAAUGUUGGUCUGUCUGUCUACUGGAAAUACGUUACAGAGUUACAUGGGGGAGCUCUUGUACCACUGAUAUUGCUGGCCCAAAUUCUCUUUCUGCUUCUUCAGAUAGCCAGCAAUUAUUGGAUGGCUUGGGCAGCUCCAGUGUCAGAAGAUGCAGAACCGCGAGUUAGAGGUUCACUUCUCAUCGUUGUCUAUGUCGUUUUGGCCCUUGGGAGCUCCAUUUGUGUCCUUGUAAGAGCUUUGAUUCAAGCAAUAGCUGGUUAUAAGACAGCAACAUUGCUAUUUAACAAAAUGCAUACAUGCCUCUUUAGGGCUCCAAUGUCUUUCUUUGAUGCCACUCCAAGUGGGCGUAUACUUAACAGAGCGUCAACCGAUCAAAGUGCAGUUGAUGUAUCGAUUCCUUUUCAGAUAGGAUCAGUUGCCUUUUCAAUAAUACAACUACUGGGAAUCAUAGCAGUAAUGUCACAGGUUGCGUGGCAGGUUUUCGUCGUUUUUAUCCCCACAGUUGCUGCUUGCAUUUGGUAUCAGAGGUACUACAUCACUGCAGCACGAGAACUCUCCCGUUUUGUUGGAGUACGCAAUGCUCCUAUCAUACAACAUUUUGCCGAAUCAAUAUCAGGAUUGACGACAAUCAGGAGUUUCAACCAGGAAUCAAGAUUCAUGAGAGAAACUCUCCAUCUGAUUGAUGGGCAUUCCCAACCUAAGUUUCAUAAUGCCAGUGCAAUGGAAUGGUUAUGCUUCCGCUUGGAUAUGUUGUCAUCUAUUACAUUUGCGUUCUCUUUGGUUAUCAUGAUCUCAAUGCCAAUGGGAGUAAUUAAUCCAAGCAUUGCAGGCUUAGCAGUGACAUAUGGGCUUAAUUUGAAUGCACUCCAGGCAUUGGUCAUUUGGAAUCUUAGCAAUCUUGAUAAUAAAAUCAUAUCCGUUGAGAGAAUACUUCAGUACACAUGCAUCCCUAGAGAAUCUCCGCUUGUGGUAGAAGCAAACAGACCAGAUCGUAAUUGGCCAUCAGAUGGACAAAUUGACGUCAAUGAUUUGCAGGUCCGCUACGCCCCACAUAUGCCUCUUGUUCUAAAAGGUCUCACAUGCAGUUUUGCCAAAGGAAUGAAGAUUGGGAUUGUUGGGAGAACCGGUAGUGGAAAGUCUACUCUCAUACAAACACUCUUCCGUAUCAUAGAACCUGCAAGUGGUCAGAUUCUGAUUGAUGGCGUUGACAUCUCAACAAUAGGAUUGCAUGAUCUAAGGUCCAGAUUAAGCAUCAUACCACAGGAUCCAACUAUGUUUGAGGGGACUGUGCGGAGCAACCUUGACCCACUUGAAGAGUAUACAGAUGAACAGAUUUGGGAGGCUCUAGUUAAGUGCCACUUGAGAGAAGUUAGUAAGAAAGAGGAAAAGCUUUAUUCCGCAGUAGCUGAAAACGGAGAGAAUUGGAGUAUGGGUCAGCGGCAACUGGUCUGUUUAGGUCGGGUGCUACUGAAGAAAAGCAAGGUUUUAGUGCUCGAUGAAGCAACAGCAUCUGUGGAUACUGUGGCCGACAACCUAAUUCAGAGAACAUUGAAGCAGCACUUCUCUAAUUCUACAGUUAUUACAAUAGCACAUCGAAUAUCAUCUGUUCUUGAUAGCGACAAGGUCUUGCUUCUUGAUAAUGGGAUUAUUGUUGAAUAUGACUCUCCUACUAGAUUGUUAGAGAACAAGUUGUCCGCAUUUGCAAAACUGGUCACAGCAUACAUCAUGAGAUAAAUUUUUAGUUCCAAAAAGUUGACGGGUGUCUGAAAGAAGAAUUCUUCGACCUCUCGAUUUUCACUUCGACGAAAAAGAUCCAAUGGUGUCAAUUGCAUGAGAGAUCGUGUUUUAAAUGUCUCUUAUUUGAUGACGAGGAAGAGACUUUCUAUCCAGCACUGAGGUGAAAACUUCCCUCAUUAGUCUAUGAAUUGUGUAAAAGCUUGAUUUGGAGAGGAGAAAAAACAGAAAAAAUGUGAUGAUGGGGGCCGAAUGU